UUUGUUUUAUUUUAUUUUAUUUUUUUCAUUUUACUUUUAUUUCUGCCUUUUAUGCGAUCAAUACAGAAGCUCAUACAAUUUUGGUCCCAGUCUUUGCAAUGGUUUUUAAAACAUGAAUUUGUUCUACUGCCAUGGCAGCGUCAAGAACAGCUCCGAAACCGAAAGGUUUACUGUCAUCCUUGUUCGCACACCGACGAAGACCCACAACUUCUCUUGAAAAUCCCAUCAAAAUUCCAUCUUUGUUCACCAAUCCUACUACGACACCCACUUCUUCAAAUCCCGAAAGGAUAACUUCCAGUGAUCCAAUUGUUCACACCCAGCUCGAGAAAUUCCUCACAACAAACUGUAAGUCGGGAAAUUUUACUCUUAGUGAAGCUCUGAAAUACUUUGAUAUCAUGAUUCACAACCAGCCCAUUCCUUCAUUGUCAUCAUUCAAUAUUUUAUUAAGUGCACUGGCUAAGAGAAAGCAUUAUAAUCAUGUUUUAUCACUUUAUACUAGAAUGAAUUUGAUUGGGUUACUGCCUACUUUCAUCACGCUCAAUGUUUUGAUUAAUUGCUUGUGCAAUGUCAAUCGGAUAUGUGAUGGUUUUGUGGUUUUGGGAAAUAUGAUGAGGAGAGGUUUUAGACCUGAUAUUGUCACUUAUACAUCCUUGGUCCAGGGCUUGUGUGCAGAAAAUAGAAUUUUUGAGGCAACCAAGUUGUUUAUGAAAAUGGUGAAGUUAGGGUGUAGGCCUGACGCAUUUACUUGUUCUAUUUUGAUUAAUGGGUUGUGUCAAACUGGAAAUACGAGCAUUGCAGUUAAGUUGCAUGAAGGAAUGACUGACAUGAAUAGUGGAUAUGGCAUUUAUUGUAAACCGGAUCAAGUUUGGUAUAAUACUAUAAUUAAUGGGCUUUGUCAAAAUGGGAUGGUAGAAAAGGCAAAAGAACUUUUCUCGGAAAUGAAAGAUGCAGGGUUUCUUCCUGAUGUAAUGGCUUAUAACCCUCUAAUACAUGGUUUGUGCUAUGAUGGAAAAUGGGAAGAGGCUAAUGGUUUGUUUACUGAGAUGGUAGAUCAAGGGGUCCGGCCUGAUGUGGUUACAUUCAAUGUGUUGAUAGAUCUGCUUUGCAAGCAGGGAAAGAUGCAAGAAGCUAAUGAUUUUCUAGAACUGAUGAUUCAGAGCGGUGAGAAUCCCGACUCAUUUACGUACAAGAGUUUGAUAAUUGGCUUUUGUAUAUCAGGUAGGUUUGAUGAAGCAAAGGAACUUUUCCUUUCUAUGCCAAGUAAAGGGUUUAAAACUGAUUAUAGCUUCAGUGCGUUGAUUAAUGGGUAUUGCAAGAAGUGGAAGACUGACGAAGGUAUGGAUCUUUUCAGGGAAAUGGUUCAUAGGGGAAUUAGGCCCUCAGUUGAUACAUACAAUGCUUUAUUAACAGGUCUUUUCCAGGGAGGUAAGGUUGAAGAUGCUCACAGGUUGCUGAACGAGAUGCAAGUUCAAGGCCUAGCACCUAAUUCAGCUACUUAUACUAUAUUUUUGGAUGGGCUUUGCAAGAAAGAUUGUGUUCCAGAGGCCUUGGAACUUUUUAAUAAUUUGAAAACCUGUCAGUUUAGACCCAGUAUUGACAUCUUCAACUCUCUCAUUAACGGAUUGUGUAAAUCUGCAAAGCUUGAAAUCGCUCUGGAGCUGUUUAAACAAUUGCCUUGCAUGGGUCUGGUGCCUGAUGUUGUAACAUACAACAUCAUAAUCAAUGGCCUUUGCAAAGAAAAGCUAUUAGAGAAGGCAAAUGGUUUGCUUUUAGAAAUGGAAGAAAAGGGUUGUGCUCCAGAUAUUGUUACAUACAAUACGCUAAUGCAUGGUUUUUUGGAAAAUAGUAAGUCUUCAAAUGUGGUUGAACUUCUCUGUAAAAUGGCGGAGAAAAAUGUAUUACCAGAUGCCUUUACAUUCUCCAUUGUGAUAGACUUGCUCUCGAUGGACAAAAAUUAUCGUGAAUGUUUAAACUUACUUCCAACUUUUUUACCCCACAAGAACCUGUAUUUAAAGUCGGUUACAAAAAAAUUUGGCCACCCUCGAAACAUCGAGCGUUGUACUGCCAUGGCGGUGUCAAGAGCUGCUCGAAAAGGUAAAUUGUCAUCUUUGUUUGCAGACCCACAAAGGCCCACAGCUUCAAAUUCCUUAACUUCUCCAGAGAAUCCCAUCAAAAUUCCAUCUUUGUUCACCAAUCCUCCUCCAACACCCACUUCUUCAAGUCCCAAAACUUCAUCCCAGAGGAUUACUCUCAAUGUUUCAGAACGGACCCAACUUACGAAAUUCCUCAAAAAGAACUGUAAGUCAGGAAAUUUUACUCUCACCGAAGCUCUGCAAUAUUUUGAUGACAUGAUUCAUAUGCAGCCCAUUCCUUCAUUAUCAUCAUUCAAUACUUUAUUAGGUGCACUUGCUAAGAGUAAGCAUCACAGUCAUGUUUUGUCACUUUAUACUAGAAUGAAUUUGAUUGGGUUGCUGCCUAACUUCAUCACGCUCAAUGUUUUGAUUAAUUGCUUUUGCAAUGUCAAUAGGAUAUGUGAUGGUUUUGUGGUUUUGGGAAAUAUGAUGAGGAGGGGUUAUGAACCAAAUAUUGUAACUUAUACAUCCUUGGUCAAGGGUUUAUGUGCAGAAAAUAGGAUUUUUGAGGCAACUAAGUUGUUUAAGAAAAUGGUCAAGUUGGGGUUUCAGCCUAACCCGUUUACUUGUUCUAUUUUGAUCAAGGGGUUGUGUCAAACUGGAAAUACGAGCAUAGCAGUUAAGUUGCAUGAAAAAUUGACUAACAGGAGUAGUGGAUAUGGCGUUUAUUGUAAACCGAAUCAAGUUUGGUAUGGGACUAUUAUUGCUGGGCUUUGUAAAAAUGGAAUGCUAGAAAAGGCAAGAGAACUUUUUUCGGAAAUGAAAGUUGCAGGGAUUCUUCCAGAUGUGUAUGCUUAUAACUCUCUGAUACAUAGUUUGUGCUGCAAUGAAAGAUGGGAAGAGGCUCAUGGUUUGUUUACUGAGAUGGUAGAUCAAGGGGUACGGCCUGAUGCAGUUACAUUCAAUGUGUUGAUAGAUGUGCUUUGCAAGAAGGGAAAGAUGCAAGAAGCUAAUGAUUUUCUAGAACUGAUGAUUCGGAGGGGUGAGAAUCCCAACUCAUAUACAUACAAUAGUUUGAUAAUUGGCUUCUGUAAAGCAGGUAGGUUUGAUGAAGCAAAGAAACUAUUUGUUUCUAUGCCAAGUAAAGGGUGUGAAACUGAUAGUCAUAACUUCAGUGCACUGAUCCAUGGGUAUUGUAAGAAGUGGAAGAUUGAGGAAGCUAUGGAUCUUUUUAGGGAAAUGAUUAGCAAGGGAGUUAUGCCAUCAUUAACAACAUACAAUGCCUUAUUAACUGGUCUUUUCCAGGCAUGUAAGGUUGAAGAUGCACGGAGGUUGCUGAAUGAGAUGCAAGUUCAGGGCCUGACGCCUAAUUCAGCUACUUAUACUAUAUUUAUGGAUGGGAUUUGCAAGAAUGGUUGUAUUGCAGAGGCCUUGGAAUUAUUUCGUAAUUUGGAAAACUGCAAGUUUGGAUUAAGUAUUGACAUCUUCAACUCCCUCAUUAAUGGAUUGUGUAAAUCUGCAAAGCUUGAAAUUGCUCUGGAGCUGUUUAGCCAACUGCCUCGCAUGGGUCUGGUGCCUGAUGUUGUAACAUACAACAUCAUGAUCAACGGCCUUUGUAAAGAAAAGCUAUUAGAUAAGGCAAAUGGUUUGCUUUUAGAAAUGGAAGCAAAAGGUUGUGCUCCAGAUGUUGUUACAUACAAUACGCUGAUGCGUGGUUUUUUAGAAAAUGGUGAGUCGUCAAAAGUGGUUGAAGUUUUUCAUGAAAUGGCGAAGAAACAUGUUUUACCCGAUGCAUCUACAUUCUCCAUUGUAAAACUUACUUUCAAUGGAUGAAAAGUAUCAUGAAUGUUUAAACUUACAAGUAUUACCUCACAAGAACCUUUAGAAAGAUGGCAUUAUUAAUUUAAAGUCAUUAACAUGUGCUUUCAGCAGAAUUCAUGAUCCAAUCUCCCAGUUGUUAUUGUGUUUAGAGUGAAAAUGCAAGUAAUGAAUUUAACUAAAACGAUUCUCAUGAGGGCAAAUCAAUUUGAUUAGUAAGGAUUGGAUUUGUAUGACUCGACUGAAUAUGUUUAUGCAUUGACACUAACAUGAGCUUUCAUCAGAACUUCUUCACUGGGAAGCACUUUGAAUGAAGGAUAUUUCUUCAACUGGAACAAUGGAAUUUUAAAAGUAUGUUUCCUUAAUGCAAACUCCAAGCUGUUAGUGUGUUUAAAUGUUAAAUUCAAGGGGUUGAUGGGAUUAACCAGUCAGAUUCCCAUGGAGUAUAUAUGAAGGAUUGAAUUUGUAUGAUCUGUCUGAGUUUGUUAUUUGAAUCAAGAAGUUUGCAUUUAAAACAUGAAGACAUAACACAGGCAUGGAUUGUUUUCUGGAAGGCUUGGGUCUUGGAUCGAGCCCAUAGCUUGACCCUAGAACCAAGAAGACUUCUGCCACUUGAUCUGUCCCUCACUGGACAAAUAGUGUGUGUAUUGUAUCUAUUGGUUGCUUGAGCUACGAAUAAUGGUAAAUAGUAUAGUUUUGAACAAUAAAUCACAUCUUUAUUGAAGCACUUCAGCAUUGCUCUGUUUUCCUUUGAUAAAAGGACCGAUCUACAGCAAUGCUACCAAAAUCUGGACAUUCUGUUGGACUUGAUAACUGUAGCCCAGGUAUAAUAUGUGAUCUGAUAAUCCAUGGCUUUGAAGAUAUCAUAUGAUGCUGGCAUUUGAAUUUUAUCUUUAUCAUUUUCAUGGAAAAAAGUAGCUGAAAUCUGAAAUUUGAUUCACCAAAGUUGAUCUGGUUUCACUUGUAACAGAACAGAAACAUAGUACGCCAGUCAGAUGCUAACCAAGGUUAACUAUUUUGCUCUUUAUCACUCUUGCCAUGUUUGGAUUGUAGCAGAUCCUAGACAGGUAUUUGUCAUUUUAAGGUUGUGUUUCCCAAAAAAAAAAAAAACAAGGAAGACAAAACUCCACUGCUAUUUCACUAUUUGUGAGAGAUUUCGACGGGGAAUUUAGGUCGGUGGCUUGUAUGGUGGGUGUGUUUGUGGCCUACAAUUUCAAUACUUUCUCUCUCUCUCUCUCUCUCUCUCUCUCUAUAUAUAUAUAUAUAUAUAAAUAGAUAUAUCAAUGCUUUCUCAGAUUCUUUUUCAUUGGCAUUUCUAAUUAGUAUUUAGUAUCAUUAAGAGAUUUUAUUUUUCAUUUUUUUAUUUUUUGAAUAGAGAUUCAUUAAUUCACGAAAAGCCUCUAAAACAGAGGAUUGCAUUGAAAAUGACCUCCCAGUCUAUCAGUAGCUGCCGUAUCAAUUAGAGACCUUAAUACGUGUAAGCUAGCUCAAACUUCUUCCAGGUGAGCAUCAUUGUAUAUAUGUAAAUAUAUAUAUAUAUAUAUAUAUAUAUAUUUGAAAAUACUCUAUUGUGCUGUUGAUGGAAAAUAAUUAAUAUAUAUUCAUAAUACUCUACUUAAUAAUACUAAUUAAUGAGUAUGAGAUUAAUUAUCCGAAAACGAAAAUCUCACUUACUAUUAAAUUUGUUUUUAUUUAUGUGUGUGUGUGUGUGUGUAUUUGUGGUUGGGAGGGUGGGGAAGGGAGUAUACACGAAACACUAAAUCUAUCAAAUUUUCAAAAUGCGAUGUAUAGGGAACUGUAUCUUCAACUUCUUCUCAUCCCUAUUGAAGCGUUUGCUUCUCAUAUAAAAUAUAUAGUGAGUGAUAUAUUCAUAAAUACAUAGAGAAACAAGAAUUGCAUUUUGUAAACCAUAACCUCCAUUGAGUUUAGCAAAGUUUGGCAAAACAGCCAGCUACAAGGUGGUUACUGGUGGUGCAUUCUUGAUCUUGCUACUUGGAGAUACCUCCCUUGCUGCGAGAUCUUUAAAGGCAACUAGAAGUGGUGGUGGUGAAAGAGAUGGAGGUGGUGGACGCGGUGCUUCAGGCAUUGGCGGCUCUGGGUCGGGAUAUGGCUCAGGGGGUGGUUUGGGUUAUGGUGGUGCAGAUGGGGGAGGGUAUGGUAAAGAAGGAGCAGGUGGAUCCUGGUCUGGAGGUGGUAAUGGGUAUGAAUACUGAAGCAUAUAUUGUAAGCGUAUUAAAUGUGCUUCAUGAAUGUUUUGUGUUUGGAAACUGAAGCCUAAUGCAAACUACUCUACUUGUCUUUAGUUAAUACAGAUUGAUAAAAUGGAAAAAAAGUUUAUGUUUGUAACUUUCGAAUUUUCAAUUUUAAGUUAGCUUUUAUGUGUUAACAUGAAAAUUUUGACCAAUGGUUGCAUGUAACUCACUGGAUGCAUAUUAUUAUGAGGCAAAGUUUUCAAUAUUUUGGAAUAUCUAUAUAUAUUCGGUUUUUGAAAUAUUGGGUUUGAAUAUUACUUAAGCCAUGUGUGACAGUGAAAUAUCAAGUGAUAGCAGCGCUUAGAAAGAGCGGUUCAUGAUUCUUCGUAAAAGAAUGGAAAAAGGCGCUUCUAUAGAUGAUACCGUGUUGCUCAAGCAACUUCGUACCUCAGGUCCUACUCCAUUCCCGAACCAGCAACCCCUAAGCAGCAAGCAGAGGAUGUAGAGGAGAGGAGAGGUAUUAGAACUACUACACUAAUGGAGACCGAAAUUGGAAAAAAGAGAUACCAAGGGAGAGGAAUAACCAAUCGAUUGAAGGAACAUGAAACCAUUCUGUUCAAAUAGAGGCCACCUCUCCUCUCUGCUUCUUCUGCUAUACCUCUACUACCUUUCUUUUUGAUGGUGGGUAUGAUAUAGAGUUAAAAAAAAUAUAAAAUAUUGAGGGGAGGCCCCAUUAUCCUUCUUAUUUUUUCUUUUUCUUUCUGUUCAAGCUUUACAUGAUAAUGAUGUCAAUAGUUCAACAUAUAAAAGAUUAGUUUAAUUUCAUUCUAUAUAAAGUAUGCUCUGUUCUUUUUCU
Ziziphus jujuba (common jujube) is the source of this 6938-nucleotide messenger RNA. RefSeq names its product pentatricopeptide repeat-containing protein At4g31850, chloroplastic-like. Gene Ontology annotation, molecular function: protein binding. The record is from RefSeq and is a predicted model, not a curated record. The transcript has 3 exons. The coding region runs from base 132 to 3905 and encodes 1257 amino acids. Lineage: Eukaryota; Viridiplantae; Streptophyta; Magnoliopsida; Rosales; Rhamnaceae.